Molecule: messenger RNA, 4834 nt
Organism: Acanthopagrus latus (yellowfin seabream)
Lineage: Eukaryota; Metazoa; Chordata; Actinopteri; Spariformes; Sparidae
Gene: npc1l1
Product: NPC1-like 1
Exons: 21
Coding region: 196-4290 (1364 amino acids)
Cellular component (GO): membrane
Molecular function (GO): lipid carrier activity
Source: RefSeq, a predicted model, not a curated record
CUAACCCUGCCACUGACAAACAGACAGACAGACAAACAGAUGAUAGGAGAGGAGACCUCAGACCCCUCAGAGCACCUCUCACUGUCUUUCUUUGUCUAAUGUAUCUACAAACAGGGCGGCAGUGAUUAACAGACACUCCGUUUUAAUCUACCCGAGGACCCUGAAACUUCUGUCGCUGACAGACUCUCAGGAAUCAUGGUCCGUGUCGCAGCUCUGAUCACUUUUCUGGCAUGUGUGGUGCUGUCAGGGGCCCAACAUGAGCCAGGCUUCUGUGCUUUCUAUGAGGAGUGUGGUUUCAACCCCCUGGUAGAUAAUACAACUGCCCUCAUCUCUCCUAUCGUCCCCUGUCUCAACUACAGUCCAGCCCGUCACCUCACAGGAGCCCACUACCUCAAACUCAGACAGGUCUGUCCCAUGCUGGACAAUGGAGAGAAAAACACGUACGCCUGUUGCUCCAUCAAACAGCUGACAUCCCUGGAAAAUAGUCUGCGCUUGUCCAGGGUCAUACUGCUCCGCUGCCCCGCCUGCGCUGACAACUUUGCCCACCUGCACUGCAUCAACACCUGCAGCCCCAACCAGACCCAAACAGUAGAAGUUACAAAGGUCAUGAACAUCACCACCUUUCAGAACACGACGGACACCGCUGUGGUAGCUUACAAGGCGUUCAUCAGCACCACCUUCGCCGACAGCGCCUUCGGGUCCUGUAAGAACGUCAGGAUCCCGGCCACAGGGGGCUUCGCCAUCGGCACCAUGUGUGGCUCGUACGGCGCCACGCAGUGCACCCCUCAGUACUGGUAUGACUUUCAGGGAGACUCCAGUAACGGCCUUGCUCCGCUGGACAUCGACUUCAAACUGAUUAAGGAGGGAAACACCACUGGGCUACCAGAGGGUGUGGUUCCCUACAAUGGACGGGCUCUUAAAUGUAACGAGACCACACCAACCGGAGGACAGGCCUGCUCCUGCCAGGACUGCACAGAGUCAUGCCAGAUGAUACAAAUUCCCCCAACCACGAGCCCCUUCACACUGCUGGGGGAAGACGGUUACCUCGUGGUUUCUGUUAUCGUAUUCUGUCUCCUGACGUUUGCCUUCCUUCUGUACCUGUUCGUCGCAUGCUUGCUGAGGUCUCGGAGUAGAAAGGAUGAAGAGAAAGGGAGGGGAAAGGGGAAAGGCAAAGACCAGAACUGCAAUGACGUGAAUCAGCCACUCAUCGAUCCUUCAGAGGUGACGUGCACCGACAGGAACAGCCUGGUUGCUCAAGCUUUCCUGAGCUCAAAGUUUCAGUUUUGGGGAACCCUCAUGGCUACUUACCCCCUCACCGUGCUCCUGUUGUCAGCUGUAGUCGUGGCUGUUUUCUCUGCUGGCCUCAAGUCCAUCGAGCUCACCACCGACCCGGUUGAGCUGUGGUCUGCCAUCAACAGCCGCGCCCGCCUGGAGAAAGAAUUCCAUGACACAACCUUCGACCCCUUCUUCAGGACCAACCAGCUGAUCCUGACAGCGCCGGGGAGAGAAGGCCACCAGUACGAUUCUUUGCUGUUUGGACGGACAAACUUUAGCGGGAUUGUAUCCAAAGCUCUCAUUAUGCAGCUGCUGGAGCUCCAGACACGAAUACAGAACAUUGAGUUCUGGUCAGAGGAUCUGAACCGCACUGCCAGUCUGAAGGAUGUGUGUUUUGCGCCGCUGAACCCCGUCAACCCCUCCCUGACGGACUGCGCCGUCAACAGCUUGCCGCAGUACUUCCAAAACAGCAUGAACAACAUCAACGCCAAGGUGAACAUGACUGAAAAUGGAGUGACCGCAGAGGUGGACUGGAGAGACCACUUGAUCUACUGUCUCAACUCUCCCCUGUCCUUCAAGGACAUCACUGAUUUAGGUCUGAGCUGCAUGGCUGAUUACGGCGCGCCAGUCUUCCCCUUUCUGGCUGUGGGAGGCUAUGAAGGUGAGAACUUCACUGAUGCAGAGGCCCUCAUCCUCACCUUCUCCCUCAACAACUAUGCUCGCGACAACGUCAAGUUCAAAGUGGCGAUGCAAUGGGAGCAGGAGUUUCUCAACAUUGUCCAGGAGUACCAGAACAACCCCGAAACCAACUUUACCUUCGCGUACAUGGCAGAGAGGUCUCUGGAGGAUGAAAUUAAUCGGACCACAGCGGAGGAUAUCCCCAUCUUCAUGAUCAGCUAUGCUGUCAUCUUUGUCUACAUCGCAGUGGCGCUGGGGGAGUAUUCCUCAUUGAAACGCAUACUGGUGGACUCCAAGUUCCUGGUGGGUCUUGGAGGGAUCCUGGUGGUCGGCUGUUCAGUCCUGGCCUCCAUGGGCUUCUACUCCUGGAUCGGCAUCCCCUCCUCGCUGGUCAUUCUGCAGGUCGUGCCUUUCCUGGUGCUCGCUGUUGGGGCCGACAACAUCUUCAUCUUCGUUCUGGAGUACCAGAGAGAUGUGCGGAGACCCACAGAGACGAGAGAGGAGCAUAUUGGCCGUGUCCUGGGAAACGUGGCUCCCAGCAUGCUCCUGUGCAGUCUCUCUGAGUCCGUCUGCUUCUUUUUAGGGGGCCUGUCGACCAUGCCAGCAGUAAAGUCCUUUGCUCUGUACGCUGCACUGGCUGUGCUCAUGGACUUCGUCCUGCAGAUGACAGCCUUUGUGGCGCUGCUGUCCCUGGACGCCCGGCGCCAGGACAACAACCGCUGUGAACUGGUGUGCUGCCUCACGGUGAAAACCCAGCGUGCCAACAAGCCAAAUGAAGGCUUCCUGCUGCCCCUCAUGAGAAAAUACUACGCCCCUGCCCUGCUGAACUGUUACACUAGGAUCAUUGUGAUGGUCGUCUUCAUCUUCAUGUUCUGCGCAUCCUUGUUCCUCAUGUUUCAUGUGACCGUGGGCUUGGAUCAGGAGCUGGCUAUGCCAAAGGGCUCUUACAUGCUGGACUAUUUCCAGUACCUGUACAAGUACUUUGAAGUGGGAGUCCCUGUUUAUUUUGUAACAAAAAAGGGCUACAACUUCUCCACCUUGGCCGGCAUGAAUGGAGUCUGCUCCAGCGUGGGCUGUGAUGAAUACUCCCUAACCCAGAAGAUUCAGUACGCCACUGAAUUCCCUGACCGAUCCUACUUGGCUAUUCCUGCUAACUCCUGGGUGGACGAUUAUAUUGACUGGCUGAACCCUGGAUCCGGGUGUUGUCGUCUGUACUCAAGUGGUCCAAACUUUGGAAAGUUCUGUCCUGCGAGUGAAGAAGAAAACAUCUGCCGUUUCAACUGUUUGGGUAUUUUCUCAUCGAGGCCUGACGUGGCAAAGUUCAACCGCUUCCUCCCUGACUUCCUGGGUAACCGGCCUGACCUGCAGUGCCCCAAAGGUGGUCUUGGAGCCUAUGACAAAGCUGUGGUGAUGGAUAAAGAUACUGGCGAAAUCUUAGCCUCUCGGUUCAUGGCUUACCACACACCUUUAACAAACUCUCAGGAGUUCACUGCUGCACUGCUGAGGGCCAGAGAGCUGGCGCACAACAUCACCAUGGGCAUGAGGCAAAUACCAGGCACCGCUCCUGACUUUGAAGUAUUUCCUUACACGGUGACUAAUGUCUUCUACGAGCAGUACCUGACCAUCGUGUCUGAGGGAUUCUUCACCAUCUCUCAGUGUCUGGUGCCGACCUUCGUGGUGUGCUGUCUGCUGCUGGGCUUGGACCUGCGAUCUGGUUUUCUCAACCUCAUCACCAUAAUCAUGAUCACCGUGGACACCGUCGGUGUCAUGACACUGUGGGGCAUCGACUACAACGCAGUGGCCCUUAUCAAUCUGGUCACGGCGGUGGGCAUCUCGGUGGAGUUUGUGUCCCAUAUGACGAGGUCCUUUGCACUCAGCAUAAAGCCCACACGUGUGGAAAGAGCAAAGGAGGCUACGGCGAACAUGGGCAGUGCGGUGUUUGCUGGUGUUGCUAUGACCAACCUUCCAGGCAUCCUUGUGCUGGCGCUUGCCAAAGCCCAACUCAUCCAGAUCUUCUUCUUCCGACUAAACCUUGUCAUUACUCUCUUGGGGAUGGCUCACGGACUCAUAUUCUUACCUGUGCUGCUCAGCUACUUUGGUCCUGGUGUGAACAAAGCAGUGCUGCUGCAGCUCCAGCAGGAGAAAGAAAAGGCCAAGCAGGCGCUGGAGAUGAAAAACCAUCUGAAACAAGCGUAUGAGAACAUAAGCUAUGAAGACACUGAGAUAAAACAGGAGCCAGACUCGAGCUGCACAGAGCCCUCCAAACAUGUCGACAGGCCUUCAAAAAUGAAAGAAAGCGAAGUGGAGGUGAAAGUGGAGAGAAUUGACAGUUUCUGAACGCCGACGACAAACCUGCUGUCAUGAAUAAAAUACCUCUGUAACAAACUGAGCAAGAGUGGACGCAGAAAAGGACAGAUAUAGCAAGCGAAGAGUCAUGUAAUAAGCUCCGUAUGGAAAUCAUUAACUUAACUAUGUACCUCAAUCAGAAACGGACCAGUGGGACUGAAGACAGCGACACAGUUGUGCAAUAUUUCUGAGCAAAGCGUGAGCGGACGAUUGCGAUGAGAGUCGACCUCCCUGUCUCAACGACACGUCUGUCUUCAGAGCACUGCAGCUGGGCAAGAUUGGUUGUUCAUUCAGGAAUUGUUUGAUGGGACAGGAAGUCGACAAAUGUUCUUGAAUUACUCUUUUUUUUUUUUUUUUUUUUAAAUAAAUGUAAUUAUUUUGUAUGCAUGAAUGUUUCACAUUAGUGUUGGUUAGAGUGAUUUAAAGGAACAUACACUCCAGCGUUUCUUAUUUUAGUUUCUUCAACAACAGUUUGAUGUCAUUGCUGUAAAAUGUGCAAUCACUGAGAAAAUAUUAAAUGUGCUAAAACAUUUGA